AGAAAAUUAUUUCUUGAGCUGUUUUCUUAUAUUAAAGUGGUGAUAAAGUGAUUCAAAACUUACUCUGCUAUCAAAUGGGUUCCAAAAAACAUAAAAAGCACAAAUCUGAACGCAGGGAGCGUGAAGAGAAAGCAAAUUUGCUUCUGGAUCGUCCGCCAAGCUUGAAGCUGAUUCUGAAAGUCGGUGGAAACAGUUCCACUCCGGAGCAUGGAAACGACUCGCCAGCGUACGGAAUUCAGCAGGAUCUAGCUGCUGGUACUUUUCUCGGCGGGGAACGCCACAAAAAGAGCAAGAAGAAGAAAAAGAAGAAAGACCGGGAGAAGAAGCACAAACAUCACAAAGAGAAACGCCGUCAUCGGGAUGAUUCCAGCCAGGAAGACUUCAACAGUGUUGGAGACGAAAGUUCACAGGCGGCACCGGAACCGAAUGCGUUUUUCAAUACUGCCGCUUCCAUUUCUGGCAGCACCGGUAGUUUAUCAUCGCUACCGGUAACGAAACCGAUGAUUCCAAUUAAGAGUCCCGAGCCGGAACCGAUCAGCUUAAAUUUACAACCAGCGACACCGGCAACGCCUGCCACUCCGGCAACUCCGGCCACACUGCUGAGGGAGGAAAUCAACGCUCCCAGUUCGGUGACUACCGAGGAACCGAUGCGAAGCCCCAGCUCGGUACACUCAACAUCUCGACCGGGUAGUAAGAUGGACUUUUUGGAUACCGGUUCAAACCAGGCACCUAAAACACCGGGUUCCGACUGCAGUGGCCGGGAACAGCGUACGUGCGUACUAAAACUGAAGCAAAGUCGCUCGCCCCUGGCCCGGUUAUUGGACCAUUUGAUAAAGGCACUGGAAAAACGAGAUCCGCAUCAGUUCUUUGCGUGGCCGGUUACCGAUGACAUUGCUCCGGGUUAUUCGACGAUUAUAACAAAACCGAUGGAUUUCAGUACCAUUCGGCAGAAAAUUGACGAUAAUGAGUAUGUUUCACUGUCGGAGUUUAGUGAAGAUUUUAAGUUGAUGUGUGAGAAUGCUAUUAGAUACAAUCAUUCGGAAACAGUUUACCACAAAGCGGCAAAAAAGCUAUUGCAUGUUGGCGCACGCUUACUCCAGCCGGAGAAUCUGAUGAGAUCGCUGCGACCGUUGAUGACUUACAUGCGUGAUUUGACACCGAAAGAGCUUGGUUUUGAACUACCGGCUGCCUCGGAAGGUCAAGAAAAUGACCAUCACACGCUAGACUCGGCUGAUGAGGCCAUGGCAGCGGCCGUCGACGAAGGUAUCAACGCUCAGAUUAACGCUCAAAUCGAAGAGGAUGAAAAACGGAAACAAAUUCGAUUGGAAAAUAACCCGACGUCGAAAUUCGAGCCGUUUGUGGAUGAUUUAACAGCCGAGGAGGUUCUGCAACAAGUUCAGAAAGCAACUUUGAGUGCGAGAACUAAACUAAUGAAAAGAAAGUCUGCCAACAAAAUUGGUUUCCUGCGGCAGUUGAAAGACGGAACAACAACGAUGAACAUUCUGGUUGAUAAUGAAAAUAAUACACCGGAGAAGGUUGUCUCGUUGGAAGCCUUCACUGGGAAGCUGCAGUACGGAACCGCUCUGCUGCAGGGAUUCCGCGAAGACCGUAGAAAUUUCGCAAAAACUGUUAAACCAUUGAGCUACGGAUCAUUUAGCUCUUUUGCACCGGUCUUCGACUCGCGUUUUUCCAACCUUUCGAAAGAAGAAUCAGAUAUGGUGCUCAACACCUACGGUGAUAGUACCGGAGCCGAUUAUGCUGAAAGCAUCAUGAAGUACACAAAGGAUAGUCCAUAUGCGGGAGGAAUUGCGCACAGUUUGUUGGAUAUUCUAACGAACGGAGACCAUCGAAAGGCAUUUGCAACGCUGUACGAAUCCGACAUGCAACGACAGGAAAAGGAAGCGGUGAAACAUACCUUCCCCGAACCGGCAGAGCGCGAAGAAAAACGUCAAAAACUGUCCGAUGUUCACGUGGAUUUCAACCAGCUCCGGACGCUGUCCAGUUUGGGCGUGGACGUACAAUUUCUCGACGAGUUGGAACAGCAGAUUAGCUGCACAAGUAUGACCAACACCUUGCAGCAGGCACUCAGUGAAAAUUCCGAGCUGAUUGAAAAGUUACAUCAAAUUCAAACCAGUCGUCUCUCUGCCCCGUUACCGGGACAUCUUUCCUUCGUGCAGCGUGCUGGCGAAAGCGAGGUUAAUUUGGCGGUGCAAAUCACGAACAAUUUGACGCAGAUUGCGAAGCAAUUACCUCCGCUGGCGCUGGCUUCCCCGCACGGACUGCGCAAAGCAAUGGGGUUGAGUAAUGUUGGGUUGGAAAUGUUUAACAACCCACCGGUUGGAGUUAUCAACCCACAACCAAAUGCAGGUUCCGCACAGCAGCAGUCCCUCAACAGCAGCGGAGCUUCUGGUGCCGACAUCAUUGAUACCACUCCGAUGGAUAUGGAUCUGGAACCGGAACCGGUGGCAGCGCAUCACCAUCACGUCCACUCGAACUCGAAUCCUUCGCAAGUGGAUAUCGACAGUGAACUAAGAGAUCUGCUGAAUAACAACUCGAACGGGGACACGGGUGAAUCGGAUGCCGCCCCUAGUAUCGAGCAGAUGCUAAUGGAAUGAGUACAUUUUUUUCAAUUUUUUUCCAUUCAAUUGUGUUAAUAUGCCAGGACUAAAGUUCCGUUUUCUAGCAUUUCGCCAACCAAAUUAAUUGGUUGGCCGACAAUUAAGCUGAAUAAAUC
Messenger RNA from Sabethes cyaneus, 2734 nucleotides. RefSeq names its product bromodomain-containing protein 9 (gene Brd7-9). The record is from RefSeq and is a predicted model, not a curated record. NCBI's taxonomy places the organism in Eukaryota, Metazoa, Arthropoda, Insecta, Diptera, Culicidae. Gene Ontology annotation, cellular component: nucleus. Gene Ontology annotation, biological process: regulation of transcription by RNA polymerase II.